CAGCGCUGGCUGCAUCCGACGGCCAGCACCGCUCGCUGCCCCGCGCUCUGCCCUGCACCAUGGCGGCCCACCUGGCCCUCUGCCUGCUGUCGGCACUGCUGGCUACGGGUGGCUGCCUGAAGUGCGAACGCUGCAGCAGCGCUGACCGGGCGUGCACUGGAGAGCCGCAGGACUGCGCGCCCUCCCAGACCUCCUGCCUCAUCCUCACCUCGGAGACCAGAGUCGGGAAGGAGCAGAAGCUGGGCACCUACAAGGGCUGCACCGAGAACAAGUUCUGCCCCCCGCGCUCCUCCAGCCUCAGCUCCGCCUUCGGCCUGCGUGUGCGGAGCGCUGCCAAGUGCUGCCAGCGGGACCUGUGCAACAGGGGGGCCGUGAGGUUGCCACGGGCCCAGCCCAAACCCAGCGGGCUGCAGUGCCCGGGCUGCCUGUCCGACGGCACCGAAUGCCAGGCCAAUGAGACCGUCAGCUGCCUGGGCGCCGAGAACCACUGCGUCUACUUUGCUGGAUCCAUCACAACUGGCACCCGGAAUUACACCUACGCCGUGCGCGGCUGUGCCACCAAAAGCACCUGUGUCAGCAAGGUGGGGGUGUACAAGCUGCCGGGGGUCUUCACCGACAUCGUGAUCACGUCCGAAUGCAGCCCGGCCCCCACACCCGGCCCCAAGCAGAGCACUUAGCCCCCCGGUGCCAGGCGCCAGCCCAGCCGCUGCCUGGGGCACACGGAGCCCGGCUGGGUGGUCGCUCCUGUCGCCGUCGGCUCUCGGCACGAUCCAGGAUCGAGUCCCAGCGUCGGGCGCGUGCCGCAAACUGCUGGGAGGGGGGAGAGAUUAAUUUCCUGUGAGAACGUCCCUGAAUAAAGCAUCACCAGCGGGUGA
Messenger RNA from Mauremys reevesii (Reeves's turtle), 875 nucleotides. Its product is annotated as phospholipase A2 inhibitor and Ly6/PLAUR domain-containing protein-like. The transcript has 5 exons. The record is from RefSeq and is a predicted model, not a curated record. Lineage: Eukaryota; Metazoa; Chordata; Testudines; Geoemydidae. The coding region runs from base 60 to 677 and encodes 205 amino acids.